CCCCACCAACAACAGCCUUGCCAUUUCAACCAAGAUGACGAGUCUCAAACGAUCACUGGUUUCGGAUCCAUACGCCUCGAACAUAUCGAGCAAAGUUUACGUGCGAUCGACGAAAGCUGGCAAAGUCCAGAAGAUUGUUCGCGAAUUAUAUUUGCGACAAGAUAUUCCCUGCUCGUCGAAGCUAUGUACCGCCUGUCUUAAGAAUGCGCCCAGAGACGCGAGUGGAAUCUGUACGUCCUCCGACCUGCUGUAUUAAUAUGGGAAUAGUUUAUUAACGUAUGGUUGACUUACAGUGGCGCCAUUCGUCCUCUCCGCGAAACCUGCAGGUACGAAGAAAUAUACACAAGGACACUAUCUCGUCCCCGACACGAAUGCCCUUCUCAAUGCGCUCGAUCUUUUCGAACAGAAAUCUGCUUUCUACGAUGUCAUUAUUUUGCAGACGGUCUUGGAGGAGUUGCGCAAUCGGUCGAUACCGCUUUAUAAUCGCCUCAUUGGAUUGACGAAGAGUGAGGAGAAGAGAUUUCAUGUUUUUUUCAAUGAUUUCAGAUUGGAGACAUACGUCACAAGGGGAGAGGGAGUGAGUAUCAAUGACCGAAACGAUCGCGCGGUACGGAGAGCUGUGAAGUGGUAUAGUGAGCAUCUUGCGCAAGCUGUGAAGGCUGCGGAUGGAAAGUCUGGUCAGGUCCCCGCGGUGGUGAUGUUGAGUGAUGACAAGGAGAAUUUGAAAAAGGCGAAGAAGGAUGGGAUUGAUUCUUGUUCCCUCAGGGAAUAUGUGGAUGGAUUGGAUGAUGCGAAUAAUUUGCUGGAUAUGAUUGCAGUGGUUAAGGAAGGAAGAGAGAUUAAGGAUACGAAGAUGGUACAGAAAGUACACAAGGAUUAUCUGACAGUGUCGAAGAUGAUGACGGGGGUGAAAAAUGGGACUUUGCAUCAGGGUAUCUUCAACGUUACGCCAUACAAUUAUCUGGUCGGAUCGAUAAAGGUUCCUGCUUUCGAUAAACCCCUUAUGAUUUUGGGUAGAGAGAGUAUGAACAGAGCUGUACACGGAGAUGUGGUGGUUGUGGAAGUUUUGACCAAGGACCAGUGGAAGGAGGCGUCAACCAAAAUUAUCGAGGAGGAAACUAUUAAUAAGGACGAGAACGCGGAUGCCGAAGAUGGCGAAGCUGUGGUUACGGAGAGGGAGCAAAGAGCGCUACAAGAGGAGGUCAAGAGAGUUCACAGCAAAACAUCCGAAGGACGAGCACAACCUACUGCAAAGGUUGUCGGUGUUAUCAAGCGAAAUUGGAGACAAUGCGUUGGACAUAUUGAAGAGUCAUCUGUCAGCAAGUCAGGAAAACCACAAAUGGUGUUCUUGAUCCCUAUGGACAAGAAGAUCCCCAAGAUUCGUGUUAGGACAAGACAGGCAGCAGAAAUUGUGGGCAAGCGUGUUUUGGUCACCAUUGAUUCGUGGGAUGUAGAUUCGCGAUAUCCCGUUGGCCAUUUUGUCCGGUCACUCGGUGAUGUCGAAAAUAAGGCUGCAGAGACUGAGGCAUUACUUUUGGAGUACGAUGUUCAAUAUCGUCCAUUUCCAAAAGCUGUUCUGGAUUGCCUACCGGCGGAGGGUCAUGAUUGGAUAGUACCACCAAGUACUGAUGACCCUGGAUGGCAAGAUAGGAGAGAUCUUCGACAUCUUCAGAUUUGUAGUAUCGAUCCUAUUGGGUGCCAAGAUAUUGACGACGCCCUACACGCUAGGCCCUUACCAAAUGGCAACUUUGAGGUUGGUGUUCAUAUUGCAGAUGUGUCACAUUUCGUCAAGCCAAAUAGCGCAAUGGAUGCCGAAGCAAGCAUACGAGGAACAUCGGUUUAUUUGGUUGAUAAACGUAUUGAUAUGUUGCCAAUGCUCCUUGGUACAGAUCUUUGCUCACUAAAACCAUAUGUGCAACGCUACGCAUUCUCAGCAAUCUGGGAGAUCACACCUGAUGCUGAGAUUGUCAACUCUGAAUUUACUAAAUCAGUCAUCAAGUCGAGAGAGGCAUUUAGUUAUGAGCAAGCCCAGCUUCGCGUGGACGACCAAUCGCAACAAGACGAUCUCACUCUGGCUAUUCGCACAUUGCUUACGUUGUCCAAAAAGUUCAAGCAAAAGCGUAUGGACGCCGGAGCUUUGAGUCUUUCUUCUCCAGAAGUCAAAGUAGAAAUGGAAUCCGAAACUUCAGAUCCUAUUGACGUCAAAACGAAAAAGCAUCUUGACACCAUGUCUUUGGUCGAAGAGUUCAUGUUGUUGGCCAAUACUAGCGUAGCUGCGAAGAUUUACUCUGCUUUCCCACAAACCGCCAUGCUUCGUCGUCAUGGGGCUCCCCCAAAGACCAAUUUCGAAGAACUGGCUCUUCAAUUGAAGACCAAACGUGGACUUGAAUUAAGUGUAGAUUCAUCCAAGGCCCUCGCGGACUCGUUGGAUACAUGCAUUGAUCCCAAUGAACCAUUCUUCAAUACCCUCGUUCGAAUCAUGGCAACAAGAUGUAUGAUGGCUGCAGAGUAUUUCUGCUCCGGAACCCAAGCAUACCCAGAAUUCCGACAUUACGGUCUAGCGUCCGAAAUCUACACCCAUUUCACAUCCCCCAUCCGUCGGUACGCAGACUUGGUAGCCCACCGACAACUCGCCGCCGCCAUCGACUACGAACCCAUCCACGCUGCCGUACGUUCCAAGGGCAAACUCGAAGCCGUCUGCCGAAACAUCAACGUCCGUCACCGCAACGCGCAACUCGCCGGCCGUGCAUCGAUCGAAUACUACGUCGGACAAGCGCUCAAAGGUCGCAUCGUCGAGGAGGAAGGCUUCGUGAUGAAGGUCUUCAGUAACGGAUUUGUGGUUUUCGUCCCCCGAUUCGGGAUCGAGAGUCUUAUCCGCCUGAGGGAUCUUGCGGAACCGGAACCGGAGGGGGUCUUUGAUGCGGAGGAGUAUGUCCUGGAGACCAAGGGCAGUAGGGAGAUUCGAGUAGAGUUGUUUGGGAAGGUGGUGGUGAGGAUUAGUGAUGUGCUGGAGGAGAAGACGGGGAAGAGGGUGGUGAAGAGUGAGUUUGUGAAGAGUGGUGGGAAGGAGUGAAGUGAGGGGGUUUUGUGAGGAAAUGGGAUGUUGUGAAUUUAUGGUGAUAUAUCGUCCGUCCCUUUUUGUGGGUGCCCGUGUAUACCACUCAGAUAGUGAGAUGCUAGAUGAAAACAGAAUAUAACAUUUCCCUCGGAGCUCCC
This is a messenger RNA of Hymenoscyphus albidus, 3216 nucleotides long. NCBI's taxonomy places the organism in Eukaryota, Fungi, Ascomycota, Leotiomycetes, Helotiales, Helotiaceae. The record is from the annotation of a GenBank genome assembly.